GCUUCAUGUCGAGGAGGCUUUUGGACUCAUAACCUGUCUGCUCGGGACUUCAGCUUCUGUGCGCGUGUCGGUAUAAUGUCGCUACCUCUGCCGCUGAGGACGCGCAGCUGAACGUGAAUCUCGUGGAUCCAGCCGGUGUGUUAUCAGAAAGGUGAAAGCACCUUGCAUCCAGCCAUGGGAGGUCAGAUCACCAGGAACACCUUCUACGAUUCUCUAAAUGGCCCAUUUCCCGUCACAUCCCACCGAUGUCACCACAAACCAAAGCGCUGCCUGCCCAUCCAGCCCUGCGGGAAUUUGUCCGCCUUCCCCCUGCUCUUCCAUCCCAGCACCAAGGGCUCACAGAUCGUCAUGGACAUGUCUCAGAGGACCGUCAAGAGACAGGCCAGCUUCUGUAACGCCAUCACCUUCAGUAACAGGCCAAUUGCUGUGUAUGAGCAGGUUCGACUAAAGAUCACUAAGAAGCAGUGCUGCUGGAGUGGUGCUCUGCGUCUUGGUUUUACAACCAAAGAUCCAUCGAGGAUCAACCCAGACAGCCUACCGAAGUACGCCUGCCCCGACCUCGUCUCCCAGAGCGGUUUCUGGGCCAAAGCGCUGCCAGAGGAGCUCUCCAAUGAGGGAAACAUCAUCUCCUUCUGGGUGGACAAGAAGGGUCGGGUGUUUUACAGAAUCAACGACUCGAGCCCAAUGCUAUUCUUCAAUGGGGUGCAUGUCUCUGAACCUCUGUGGGCUCUCAUAGAUGUUUACGGCCUCACCAGGGGGGUCCAGCUGCUCGACAGUGAGAUGGUCCCACUAGACUGCCUGCGUCCUCAUUCUUUUGCUGCCGCCCACAGGGCUUCCAUUCAGCAAAACACAGAUGACCCUCGUCUUUCCAUCAGCCUGUGUGACCUCAGCCUGCAGCAGCAGGAUGCACAUCUGGAGGAAGAUGAUGAGGAAGAGGAACGGCUUCAACCUUUAAGCUCCAACUCCUGCCAUGUGCCCCAAAACUCUCAAAACUCUCAGCAGUGCUCGCUGCUGCCCAGCCAUUUGGAUACUGACUUGCACUUCCACUCGGUGCACGGCAUCCAUGUUACGGCACUGGAUAAGCACACGGUGGCGCGGCUCGACCACCGCGGCGAUGAGAGGACCCUGGUGUUCACCAGCCGCCCGAUACGCUGUUCAGAGACAGUGUUUGUGAAGGUGAAAGCGGGUGCUGCGCGGCCCGGGUGCCUCUCUUAUGGCGUGACAUCUUGUGACCCGGCCACCCUGAGGCAGAGCGACCUCCCAUCCAACCCAGAGUCCCUGGUUGACCGCAAGGAAUUCUGGGCCGUGUGUAGGGUGGGAUAUCAGCUUCAUGGUGGAGACAUUUUGGGCUUUGUGGUGAAUGCAGAAGGGGAGGUUAUGAUGAGCCAUAACGGUAUCGGUGCAGGGAUGCAGCUGUGUGUUGAUAACUCCAGGCCUCUGUGGAUGUUCUACGGUCUGCAUGGCACCAUCACACAACUCAGGAUCUUAGGCUCAUCUUUACACCUAGACCUUCGAGGCCCAUCAGUCCCCAGCUCCCCCUCCUGCACACCCAACACCCCCACAAUGUUUUGUGGUGGAAACUCAGACUCCAACCUUAACAUGAACAUCAACCUCAAUUCAAGCCUAAACAGCAACUACAGCGCUGUCUUUUCUUCCUCUACAGGUACAACCCCAAGCUCUCCAUUCUCAAGCCAGCCAAACUCCCCAACCUUCCCGUCCAGCUCGGGCUCUUGGAGUGACGAAUGCACCAUUUGCUACGAGAAUGUUGUGGACACCGUCCUCUAUGCCUGUGGACACAUGUGUCUCUGCUACGCCUGUGGACUCAAGCUAAAGAAGAUGGCCAACGCCUGCUGCCCCAUCUGCAGGAGGACAAUCAAAGACAUCAUCAAGACCUACCGGAGCACAUAGGACUGAAAUCU
Molecule: messenger RNA, 1919 nt
Organism: Cheilinus undulatus (humphead wrasse)
Lineage: Eukaryota; Metazoa; Chordata; Actinopteri; Labriformes; Labridae
Product: E3 ubiquitin-protein ligase NEURL1-like
Exons: 6
Coding region: 175-1908 (577 amino acids)
Biological process (GO): nervous system development; negative regulation of Notch signaling pathway
Cellular component (GO): postsynaptic density; plasma membrane
Molecular function (GO): ubiquitin protein ligase activity
Source: RefSeq, a predicted model, not a curated record